ACAGAUCUAUAAAUAAUGGGGAUUGGGCAAAGUGCUACAUGUUGUUGACAAAUUUGGUUUGUGUUAGUGGAAAGCUUCGCCUGCCUUAGUGACUGCACAUCAAUAUGUCUAGAUACUUUUAGCUAUUGUAUUUUAAGCAUACAGUUUUUAUCUUGUACCUCCAGUCAUUAAAUCAUAUAUACAUAUUAAAAAUAACUAUAAUUAUUUUUUACAUACUGGAAACCGCAAGCUAAUGUAAUUUUACAAUCAGGCAAACGCAUGGGCAUCUAUUACUACGUGCAAUUGUGAUGGCGGAUAAACUUGUUGAUGUUGAGUUGGCAGUUUGGCUCUAGCGUAAAUUAUUUCUGCUGUCCUAUGGUUUCUUUUAAGAGCUGUCACCUGCGCUGUAUAUAUUUUAAAUUUAAGCAUAUGUUAAAAGCAGCUAGUUUGCUGACGGUCCUGUUUUGUGCUUAUGCGGUCGCCACGCAGUGGUGCAGCAGCAAUUCGGAUUCACCUCAUUAGCUAGGCAGCUAAUACAUUUUCAUCAGGCGUGCUGGUGGACGGAUGAGGCCGUUGUCAUGACACUGAGGAGAGUAAACGUGGUCAUCCUUGUGCUGCUGGUUGUGGCCUUCCUGAUCAUAGUUCAACGAAAUCUCCUCAACCUCAGUGACUUUUUACACAAGGAAAACCCAGAUGCAGGGAUGAUUCUUCCCUUUGAAUCGGAGUUGUCUCCAGACCUCAGACUAGAGGCGGUAAGGAAAGGAGAGGAGAUCCCUGUCCUCAUCACUGCUGCUGAGGAAAGACUUGGUGCUGUGGUUGCUGCCAUGAACAGUGUCUACCAGAACAGUAAAGCCAAUGUCGUCUUCACCAUAGUGACCAUGAAUGACACGGUGGAUCACCUAAAAGUGUGGCUUAGUAAGACAAACCUAAAAAAUGUCAAAUAUAAAAUAGUUAUUUUCAAACCUGACCUCCUCAAUGGGAAGAUAUCUAAAGAUCCUCAGAUGCUGGAGGCUGCAAAACCGUUGACUUUUGCCAGGUUUUAUCUACCUGUAUACAUACCAGAGGCAGAGAAAGCUAUCUAUUUGGAUGAUGAUAUCAUUGUACAAGGGGACAUUCAGGAGCUUUAUGAAACCAACCUCAAACCAGGGCACGCGGCAGCCUUUUCAGAUGACUGUGAUUCAGCGUCUGCUAAGGGCAUUGUUCGAGGGGCUGGAAAUCAGAGGAACUAUAUAGGUUUCCUGGACUUCAAGAAACAGGCUAUAAAGAAGCUGGGGAUGAGGGCCAACACAUGCUCUUUCAACCCCGGGGUCAUCAUCGCAAACCUGACUGAGUGGAGGAACCAGAACAUCACCCGGCAGCUCGAGCACUGGAUGGAACUUAACACGCAGGAGGAUCUGUACAGUAAAACACUGGCAGAGAGUAUCACCACCCCCCCACUCCUCAUUGUUUUCUACAAACGUCACUCCACCCUCGACCCCAUGUGGCACGUCAGGCACCUUGGCACCACAGGUGCUGGAAACCGCUACUCCCCACAGUUUGUGAAAGCUGCCAAACUCCUCCACUGGAAUGGACACUAUAAGCCCUGGGGGAGAACAUCCUCCUUUUCUGGCGUGUGGGACAAGUGGUUCAUUCCAGACCCCACAGGAAAAUUUCAUCCUGUGCGAAGACACACAGGGGACAACUAGACGGAAAAAUUUGGUUUCAGGAACUUUCGACCAGCCAAGCCAGCUCUGUCCCAGCAGGACCACGCCUUGCGAUAUCUCAGGAACUAAGUAAGGCCUUUGCCAUUGCCAGCCCUGUACUUGAGUUCUGUCAUCCUCUGCACAUGUAGACCUGUGUACUCUCACAUUCCCUUGAACACAGAAUUGGCCUUUUUUUUUUAUACCGAAUACAUCUUUAUUAUUGCUUGGAGUGCACAAAUAUUUCACAUUUCUUUAAUUCUGAAACUCUGUGCCCUUGAGAUUGCUUUGAUACGCACUUCUCAAAAUGCUUCACUAAAAAGGCACAGACUGUUUUCCUCCCUAUAAUAAGAGCAGUGUUUCAUUCUGAACAUGAUUAGAGACUUAUUACAUCUUAAUAGACAUGGAUGCAUAAAUUAUAGUGAAAGUACUGAUGGCUUAAGUAGGUACAUUUACAUGCAGCUUAAAACUGACUCAUUUACUUUAUUUGCAAACUAAAGGAGUUUUUACAUUUACCUCAGCUAUAAUGGUGUAGCACAGUCAACCCCACACUUUUAUAACUGGUUCAAACACGUUCCCCUCCGAGUUAUCAGUUCAAUCGGAAUUGUAAUCAUAUUAGCCGUUCAGAUGCCUCAUGUUGUUACCUCAAUUCAAUACUUCCUGUGGAAAAGUAAUGAAUUUUUUUUUUGCACAUAGGUUUAUUGGUCAGAUCCUUGUUUUUACAUCUUUCAACAGUGGUCUGUGUUUAGGGCAGCAUUUCCAUCACAAUCAGACAGACAAUGCUGUUAAUUCCAUUAUUCUGAAUGGCAUUCUCACUAAUGAAUUGUUUAUCCAGCGCCACUACAGUUGAUGGUGUGCAACCUUUUUAUCCCGCCUAUCAAUUAACUAUGCCAUAAAUGAACACUCAUUCAGUAUUGCUCUGCCUCUCGUGCUCAACUGUUACAGUGGGGUUUUUAAUGACGUUAAAUGCAGACCACUAAGCAAACUGCACCUCUGCAGAAAUUGAAGAACAUGUUUGCACAAAAUUUUUAUGCUUUAUUCUUGGCAGGAUAUAUAUUUUUAAACACAUCAAAAAGCAUUCACCUUGCUGCUGUAAAUGUCAUCUUUUGUAUAGUACAUGAAAUAAAAUAUGCAUUUUUAUCAUUAAAA
Siniperca chuatsi (mandarin fish) is the source of this 2807-nucleotide messenger RNA. It is a transcript of the gene glt8d1, whose product is annotated as glycosyltransferase 8 domain containing 1. Lineage: Eukaryota; Metazoa; Chordata; Actinopteri; Centrarchiformes; Sinipercidae. The record is from RefSeq and is a predicted model, not a curated record. The coding region runs from base 558 to 1664 and encodes 368 amino acids. Gene Ontology annotation, molecular function: glycosyltransferase activity. Gene Ontology annotation, cellular component: Golgi apparatus. The transcript is spliced from 9 exons.